Molecule: messenger RNA, 1116 nt
Organism: Penicillium nucicola
Lineage: Eukaryota; Fungi; Ascomycota; Eurotiomycetes; Eurotiales; Aspergillaceae
Product: CCDC174 family protein
Exons: 1
Coding region: 1-1116 (371 amino acids)
Cellular component (GO): nucleus
Source: RefSeq, a predicted model, not a curated record
AUGUCUGCAGACAAAAACUCGUCCCUUUAUGGGCAGCGUCGCCAGAAGACCCAGUCUAACGAAACAACAUCCUCUAACCUGGCCUUUGCGUCCCAACUCUCUUCACUCAUCUCACAAGAUUCCAACUCCAGCUCCAAACAGGGUCGUCAGCGCCCUUCCAAGAACCCAAAGUCAGACAUAUUUUCGAAGCACAACAAAGGAUCCCUCAAAAGAGCCGCAGCUGACCUCGCGGAUGACAAUCGGGCACUGAAGCAGGUCCACAAAAGCAGCAAGGACCUCGAUGAUGUCGACGCCAGCACUCUGGGCCGAUCCCGUCGCCGGAUGGACGAGAAAGCGCGGAUAUACGAUGAUAUGAAAAAAGGGCAUCAUCUCGCCGAUGACAGUGACGAUGAUGAGCAGUACGAUGCAUCCAAGCCGGAAGAUUACCUUGCGCGACUGCGGCGCAAAGAAAGAGAAGGACUAGUGGACUUCGAUCGCAAGCACGCAGAUGAAGAAGAGAAUAAACAAGAUCUAUCGGAUGAUGACAAUGCCUCGAUAAUUUCUUACGAAGACGAAUUUGGCCGAACGCGUCGUGGAACGCGUGCCGAAGCCGCGGAAGCUUCCAAUGCUAUUGAUGAGGCGAAUGGUGGGAGAGUUGGCAAGGAACGUUGGCGACCUGCCCGUCCUGAGAAUCUUAUCUAUGGAGCUGCUGUUCAAGCUGAAGCUUUUAACCCCGAUGCUACCAUCACGUCACACAUGUCUCAUCUUGCUGCUCGCCGUGACCGUUCCGCUACACCGCCUGAGCAGAAGCAUUAUGAUGCUGAAUGGGAAGUACGGAACCGUGGAACUGGAUUUUAUGCUUUCUCGACCGAUGAGAAGGAUCGUGCUCAACAGAUGGAGGAGCUCUCUCGGGUUCGAGAGGAAACCUUGAACAAGCGCAGAUCGAACAAGGAACGGCUGGAGCGGCGUGAGGCUAAAAUCAAGUGGAGACUAGAGAAAAUUGCGGAGUUGAAGAACAGGAAGAUGGCCGCUCAAUUCAUGACGGAGCUUGAGAAAACUAUCAUUCCUACCCAGAAAGGCGAGCAGACCGACAGCACUGAACAGGCCGACAACGCUGCACUGGGAAAUGCCGAAUAG